Molecule: messenger RNA, 556 nt
Organism: Nasonia vitripennis (jewel wasp)
Lineage: Eukaryota; Metazoa; Arthropoda; Insecta; Hymenoptera; Pteromalidae
Product: complex III assembly factor LYRM7
Exons: 5
Coding region: 83-448 (121 amino acids)
Biological process (GO): mitochondrial respiratory chain complex III assembly
Source: RefSeq, a predicted model, not a curated record
CAGAAACACAUUUCUCGCCGUGUGACGUACUCAGUAAGUAUUGCAGUAUUUUGCUUUGGCGAAGGUUACGAGAUCUCAGAUCAUGUCCAACAAUUUGCGGAGAGAGGCACUGAGUGUUUUCAAGCAGUUGCAUAGGACACGACUGAAGACUUUUAGAGGAGAUGAGCAGGGUCUGCAGUUUACAAGACAGAAGAUCAAUGACGAGUUCAGGAAAAAUAAGGAUAUAACUAAUGAAGCAUCCAUUCAAGAAUUAAUAAAGUUUGCCAAAGAAGUAGAAAAUGAAGUUAGAACUACAGUCAUCCAAGUUGUAGAGAAAGCCUCUGGAAGAUUUGAAGCAAAGAUUACCCCAGAUACGGCUAUGCUAGACAAUGUACCAUUCGGUCAACCUGUUGACAAGUCACAAUUUCGAAAAGCCAGAAAGUGUUCUGACAUUCCAAAGGGAAAAUAGGCAGAUCAAAUUUUUAAGCAUGAACACAAUUAAUUUAUUUUUAACAUGUAAGAUAUUGUAAAUACUCUGAAUAUAUUAAUGACUAAAUGCAUCAUUCAGACAGUUGUA